Molecule: messenger RNA, 6791 nt
Organism: Biomphalaria glabrata
Lineage: Eukaryota; Metazoa; Mollusca; Gastropoda; Planorbidae
Exons: 8
Coding region: 1400-2290 (296 amino acids)
Source: RefSeq, a predicted model, not a curated record
AUGUUCCUUCAGAGUUGAUUAUAAUUACUUCCUAGUCCAAACCUCCCGUAGGACGACGGGGGAUGGGAGCGGGCAGGGUUUGACCCUGGACCAUCGAUAAAUCUGAACGACAGUCCAGCGCGCAAACCGCACGACCAGGCAGCCAUCCGCAUCUUCAUUUCUGCUUGGCACAUCUAUUGUAAAUGCUCUUCCUCGUAUCUGAAAUCGAUAGCAUGGAGAGAGGGCUGUGUUUUCUUGUUGGUUCAGAAUGGACAGGAGCACUUUCUCCUCAUAGCUAAAACAAAGGCUGUAGCAUUCUUUCUCUUUACUAUUUCAUUUUUUGUUUUACUUACGCCGAUGCUUUGAAUUGUUGCUUGUCAACAGAACAGGAUACAGAGCCAUUAGACUUGUGAGGCUUCGUCUUUUUCGGAGACAUCGUGCCUCUUGGUCAGUUCAAUUAAACAGUCUUUAUUUGUAAACGAAGACCCGAUGAUUCAUUCGCUAGUCUAUGCUUUUUUUUUGUUUGGUUUAUUUUCUCUUCUAUGGCGCUAAAGCAUUGGAUGAUGGCUAAUAACAAGGUUUUGAUUCCACAAAUCAAUACUUCUGUAAUUUUUUUCAACGAUAUGGUCGUUGAUUUGUAUCUCUUACAGCAUAUCUCUCAAGAGAUCCACAAUAUCUGGUUCUAUUUCUUACAGAAAAGUGUCCGAAUCCUAAUAUUCUUCCCAAGGUGCUUGCCACAGAUGUCUUGCUAAGGUCUUAUUGUUUUGGCCUAUUGUGAUCCCUCGCUCUCGCAUAAGUGUAUUUACUAGGAUUUUAUCUAGUGGUUUUAUAUAUCCCACUUCUCAAACUAAUUACUAUGAUUUUGUGUUAAAAGACAAAAUGAUAUAGCUAAUGUAAGAACCUAACAACUCGGGCUUCAAAUAGUGUGAGACUUUAAAGAGUGUUAUACAUAAAAUAAUAAACUACUUAACACAAAAGGCAACAUGAAAAGUCUGGCAGUAAUCGUUGUGUUCACGUUGUAAAGGACUCCCUGUUUGCUCUUGAACUCAGCUGUUCUCAAAUUUCCUGUUUGCCAUGACCCAUACACUCUCUUUUAUUUUGAAUUCUCAAGGCCCUUUUGAAAAAAAGAACGGGUAUUUUACACGGAAGUUGUUGACUUAAGUCUGCUUGCAAUAGUACGCAGGAUUGUGUAACGAUUGUCAGCUAAUAGCACACAUGUUAAACAUUCUUAAUUCCCUUUAAAAAAAACAACAACUUUUUGAUAAGAAAUGUAGGGCCUUAUAUCUCUACACGCAAAGGAUUGUUAGUUAGUUUUCAAGAAUGAAUCAUAAAAGAGGCCAUUAUCAUAAUCCUCAUCAUUUACAACAGUUAAUGUGCUAAGGUUUGAUUAGAGACAGAUGAGUUUUAAAGAACAUUCAGCAUGAAAUUCAUUCAGAUCUAUUGUGUAUACGUGUCCCUGAUGUGCGUCCUUAUUGUUAAAGCUAUUCCUAUCCAGCUUUUAAAGAAUAAGACACGCAGAAUUGCAUCAUAUUGUCUUCGAGACUCUGAAAUAGCGACCAAUUUUGAAAUAUAUGGAGAGAUCGAUACCUCAAAAGUACAUACCAAGUUUGUUUUUUUCGAAAAGAUGAAAGAAAAUGGAUCAUCAUUUUUAAUUUGUCUGGGAAUGUUUUCUGAACUAUGUGAUAUUAAAACUAAUUUGAUGUGUUCCUGUUCCUCUACUGAAAAUCCAAAUAUUUACAACAUCAUGUUAAGCACAAACUUGACAGACUCUGAUAAAUAUACGUUCGUGAGGGCAGGGAUUAUAAACAAAAAUGGUGAAAGACUGUACAGCAAAGCUAUGCAGCUAUCCAGAAAUUCUGAAACAGUUGCUAUUAAUGAUUCCAUUGAUGUUCAAAUAAAUAAUCACCAAGUGGAUAUAAAUGAUUGUUCCGUUGUAACCAGCAAUGAUAUUAUUCAUAUAAGCUACAACAGCACAAUGAAUGAAUUAGUUUCUGUUAAAGUUUACAAUUCAAACAGCAUUGAAGUUGUCAAUGAAGGUAGCCGUGAAAUAACCAUUAAAAGGAAAUUCUUGGAAAAGGUACAAUCUAUUACAUUACAGAUGCAUUUCUGUCAUGUGAAUAUUCAGAAUGUCACUUGCUCUAUUAUAACAGAAAAUGAACUAACGACUGAAAAGAUAGAAGAGUAUUUUGAUUAUGCAGAUUUAUACAUAAAUUUGAUCGUAUUGGUUUGUAUAGUUUUACUGUCUGCCUUCUUGUGCUAUAUGCAUCGGAGAAACAAAGCCCGAAAAUUAAGAGCAGGCCUUGUGAAGUAAAGAAAGACCUACAUACCUCUUUCUUUAAUUGAUAAACAUGGAAAAUGUAAAAGUGUUACUGGAGAUUAACUUCAUGUUGUGUUCAUUAGCAUUAGUGUAAAUAAAAGUGUUGGAGAAUGUCCUUAUUAUUACAUAGAGGUUGUUGAAGCGCUAAGUGUAGAUAGGUUGCAAUCUAAAACAGCUUGAUGAAAUGCUUUAAAUGAUGCGAUAAUGUAAGUGUCAGAUGGAUAUGACGCUAUACUUUUAUUUCACCAAUUUGAUAUCCUUUGCAAGAUAUUUAAAGCCUUGAUGUUUCAAAUGUUGCAUUAUAUUUUAGUAUUUUUAUGUGAUUAUCCAAAUAAAAAUCGGAUGGCCUCCUGGUCGUGCUUUUUGCUCGCUGGACUGUCGAUCAGAUUUAUCGAUGGUCUAGGGUUCAAACCUUGUCCGCUCCCAUCCCCCGUUGUCCUGCGGGAGGUUUGUACUAGGAAGUAAUUAUCUUCAACUCUGAAGGAACAUCCAAAACAUGUAAAACAUUUUACAAAAAUCAGAAUCUUUCAAAAAAUGGUUAUUACAUCAAAAAUGUGAAUUAAAAAAAAUGGUUUACUAUAUAUUUAUUUUUUGCAACCCUAUCACUGUAAGAUUGCUUUUUACUUAAUAGAACGUUUUUAGUGUUUCAGUUACGUAUUGUAGAUAAGUUUUUUCUCUGAAAAAACAACAACAAACAAACAAACAAAAAACAACGGAAACAUUGAUUUAAAAUAAUGUUUCAAUCAUUGUACUUGAUAUAAUGUACGGGCUUAUAACCGGUGUAUUUUGUUUAUGUUCCCCAAAUCUUAAAACUUGCAUAUUUUUUAUAAAAUCUCUAUUAAAGUCAAAACUUCAUGGAAGUUAGAACUCUUAGGAACCAGCCUGGAUGCUGAUUUUAAAAAUAAAUCUUAUCAAUUGUUCUUAAAAUUUAAUGGUUGAUAAAUAUCGCUGAGAAAAGUAUUCCAAGCUCGUUGGCCUCAUGUGGAAAACUCUAGUUCGACCGUUAUACUAGUUCAAAGCACUAGCGGAUCCAGAACUUUGGAGUGGGAGGGGCGAUUUUUUUCCAAACCCUAACCCUAACGCCCAGUAAACCCUAACCCUAUACAUAAACGUGCGUACAGCAUAUAUAUAUAUAUAUAUAUAUAUAUAUAUAUAUAAGAAUAAAUAAGCAGUAUUUCUCAGUAUUUUCAUGCAUUCUUCACUGCAGAAACGCAUUCUCCUGACAUCUACAGCUCUUUAUCCAUCAGUGGAGUACGGGGCGAAGCCCCGGCGCCAAAAAGCGUUUUCUUGCAUUUUUCACUGCGGAAACGCCUGCUCCUGACAUCUACAGCUCACUAUGCAUCAGUGAGUUUCGGGGCGUAGCCCCGACGCAUAAAGCGUUUUCAUGCAUUCUUCACUGAAGAAACGCAUUCUCCUAACAUCUACAGCUCAUUAUUAAUCAGACGUCAAAAAGCGUUUUUCUUGCAUUUUUCACUGCAGAAACGCCUGCUCCUGACAUCUACAGCUCACUAUUCAUCAGUGAGUUUCGGGGCGAAGCCCCGACGCAUAAAACGUUUUCAUGCAUUCUUCACUGAAGAAAUGCGUUCUCCUGACAUCUACAGCUCAUUAUUAAUCAGUGGACUUCGGGGCGAACCCCGACGCCAAAAAUCGUUUUCUUGCAUUUUUCACUGCAGAAACGCCUGCUUCUGACAUCUACAGCUCACUAUUCAUCAGUGAGUUUCGGGGCGAAGCCCCGACGCUUAAAGCGUUUUCAUGCAUUCUUCACUGAAGAAACGCAUUCUCCUGACAUCUACAGCUCAUUAUUAAUCAGUUGAGUUCGGGACGCCAAAAGCGUUUUUCUUGCAUUCCUCACUGCAGAAACGCAUUCUCCUGACAUCUACAGCUCUUUAUCCAUCAGUGGAGUUCGGGGCGAAGCCCCGACGCCAAAAGCGUUUUCUUGCAUUUUUCACUGCAGAAACGCCUGCUUCUGACAUCUACAGCUCACUAUUCAACAGUGAUUUUCGGGGCGAAGCCCCGACGCUAAAAGCGUUUUCUUGCAUUCUUCGCUGAAGAAACGCAUUCUCCUUACCUAAAGCUCAUUAUUCAUCCUAUUAAAAAAGGACUUUUAAAUAAUGUUGUACUUGAAAAAUAUUCUAAUUUGAAUUUAUACGCCCUUAAUACAUUGCAAAUAAAACCGAUUUGUUCCUUGAAAAGAUCAGAUACCCCACAUAUUUAGAUUAAGGCUUUGAGGAUCGCCGCCGAAAAAAAAAUUUGAUAAAUAAUAUUCAAUAAAAUUGAAGCAUAAAUUGUGAGUUAUAGUCCCAAAUUUAACUAGAAAAAAUAUUAGAUUAAGUAAAGGUUGGAAAAAAGGCUACUCAUCUCAAUCGUGACUCUUAUACUGAAAAUUUUUGUUUGAAUUCUAAUUUUUCCAAAGCAAAGUCUUUCUUAAAAUAAUUAUGAUAAAUUCAUGUGAAAUUACAUAAACUCUGUCUGGAAAUGGGAGGGGCGGUAGAAUGAAAACGAUUUAUCCUCGCUCCUUUUUAUAAUUUCUGCUAAUGAUUGCAUUUGGCAUUAAAGAAUAAGGGUAGGGCCACUCGAUGUGAGAAUUUAAUUUAUAGCAUAUAUAAAUUAUAUUAGUGGCUAAUUUUUAUUUUUACAUUUUGUAAUUUCUUAACUAUAAUACAAAAGAAAAAUUAUUGCUUUGUCCGAUGAGGGAAAGGAGAUGGCAUGUAUCGCCCCUCCCACCUUUUUCCUUUUAUAUUUACUAAUAAUAAAAUUUGAGAUUAGAGUGUGGUGCGACAUAAUAUACAAAUGGUUUCACAUAUCAAUUAUAUAGAAAUUCAACUAUUUUUGUUCACAAACUAUGAGUCCUCCAUAAAAAUAGGACCACUCCCCACUCAGAGGGCUAGAGCGGGGAGGGCAGUACAUGCAAUCGCCCCCCCCCCCCUUACCCCACCGAAUCGGCCAAGAUACCAGAAGGGAGCGACAUAAUAUCAAAUUUAUAUAUCAAUUCAACUAAUCUUGCUCACAAACUACGAUUUCUCCAUAAAAGUAGGACCGCCCCCCCCCCCAACUCAAAUGGUUUAGGUGGGAAGGGCAGUAGAGGUUUCGCCCCCCCCCCCCACCAAUCGGACAACAGGGGAACGACAUAAUAUAAAGAUCGGUUAAAAUAUCAAUAACAAGUUUUAAUCAUAUAGAUAUUUAAUUGAUUCUUUUGGCAAGCUGUGCAAAUUUCUGCAAAUAAAUUGGACCGCCCCCCCCCACUCGAAAGUUUAUGGUUGGGGGGGGGGCGGAUUGAUGCUAUCGCCCCCUCCCGACCCCACCUAAUCGGCCAACAUACUAGAGAGGGGGGGCGAAAUAAUCUAAAAAUAGUUUGAUAUAUAAAUAAUUAGUAUAUAUUAUAAACAUAAGUAAUAAAUUCGUAUACAAAUUGUGUGACUUCUAUACUAAAAUUCGUCCGCCCCCCCCCCCCUGGAUCCGCCAGUGGUUCAAAGUUUGUCACGCUACUACAUGACAUUCGCUGUACAAAAAGUCUAUUUUAAAAAAUGUGCGUGAUAGUUAGAUACAAAAAGCAGUCUUAGCCAUUAUAAACAAACAUACAAGUUUUCUUUUAAUUUCAGCAUUUAAGUGACCAGAAAAAUCACAGUUAACUUAUUUUUAUAUUUGUUGUUAACAUUUCUUGCAAAUUUUGUAAAUAUAUUUGACUUAGUGGUACUGAAAACAUACACAAAUUAUAUUUCUUUGUUAACAUAUUGUAAAAUUAUCUCCCUUACAUUUUAUGUAUUGUUUUAGAAUUGGUGUAUUUUUAUGAAAACUUCGCUUGCAUAAUUUUAUAAACGGUAGCUUUUAGAAAACAAAAAGUAGAUAUAGCACCUAAACAUUGCAAGCUGCAUCGCAUUCUAGUUUUUGAGAUCUGAGUGUGUCCGACGAACAAACGGACAUUAGCACAAACCUAAUAGCGCUUUCCCCCUUAAUGAGGCCGCUAAAAAAGGAAUAAAAUAAAGUCUUUUAGGAUAAUUCAGUGUCUACGUUUUUUUCUUUUUUUUUUUUUGCAUAGUUGGUCAUCCUAAGUAAAUAUUUCUACACCAAGAGAAAAAUGGCGAAAAACCUAGUGCUCAAAUUUAGAAAAAUAACGAUGUUAAAUACCAGACAAAUCUUUUACACUAUUUUCUGAAGUUAGCAAUUAUAUUUUCACGUAACCAGAAUGCUCAAUCAAUCUCUAUCUACUUUUAAGCCUUGGUAGUACAAAUAAUAUCACCAGGCAUUUUAGAUUUUCAUGAUCCUGUUACUGGUAUUUAGAUAUGUUUACACAAAAAAGAAAGAAAAUUUAUAUUCUUCUUUAAUUCAGGGUCAUUUGAAUAUUUAAAAAUAAUGGUGUACAUACAAUGCGUAUAUAAAGAAUAUAUAUUAUGUACAUUUUUUUUAUUGCAAUUUUUUUAAGUGUCUCAUAGUCGGAAAUUAACCUUAUAUGAAUUUAUUAAUACAAAAUAAAUAAAAGGCAUAUAUAUGUAUAUAA